Pecten maximus is the source of this 1386-nucleotide messenger RNA. Its product is annotated as spermine oxidase-like. NCBI's taxonomy places the organism in Eukaryota, Metazoa, Mollusca, Bivalvia, Pectinida, Pectinidae. The record is from RefSeq and is a predicted model, not a curated record. The transcript is spliced from 3 exons. Gene Ontology annotation, molecular function: polyamine oxidase activity. Bases 1 to 1386 code for a protein of 461 amino acids.
AUGGCUAAUAAAAACACAUCCGUCCUAGUGAUAGGAGCAGGCCUGGCUGGACUGGCAGCUGGGAAUCAUCUCAUCAAAGGCGGAAUAGUACGUGUCACUGUUUUGGAAGCAGACAAAAGAAUCGGCGGAAGAAUCCACUCUAAACGGUUUGGUGACGGGGUGGUUGAAUUAGGCGCAACUUGGAUACAUGGAAAAGGCCCGGUCAAUGACCUAGCCGAAACCUUGAACCUCAUGGAAAAUGCUGUUGAAGAUGAUGAAUACAAUGGGAGUUAUAUUGCUUCCAAUGGGAAAUCGUGUAAAAACGAACUUGUAAAACGAGCAAUAGAUGAGUUCAGAAAAAUAAUAAAGGACAUCUACAAAUCUUCAGAAAUACGCGAAUCUCCUUAUCGCACCAUGCAGGAUUAUAUGCGAUACUACUUGGAACAGAUACUCCACUCAGUGCCUGAUGAGGACAGAGAUGAAUUCAGGGACAUUUUCAGAACUCUUAUGAAAGUGGAGGAAGAAAAUCAUGGUGCUGGUCUAGAUGACAUAUCGUUGCAAGUUGUUCCUGAUAUCAAUAUCAUCACCCCUGGCAAGAAUAACAUUUUCGCUGGCAGUUAUUAUGCUUUGAUAACGGGAUUGGCACAUACAAUAACGGACGAAAGAAUCCAUCUGGAAACGGAAGUUGUCAACAUCGAUUACACCGAUCCUCUGGAGGUCAAAGUUCGCUGCCAGACGAGGAACGGCAUGAAGAUAUACACGGCGGAUAGCGUGAUAGUGACUACCUCUCUUGGCGUUCUGAAGCAAAACCAUAAAAUCCUCUUCAAUCCUGGCCUCCCACAGGAAAAGGUUCAGUCGAUAGAAAAGCUUGGAUAUGGGGUAGCAAACAAAGUUAUCCUUUAUUACAAAACACCGUUCUGGAACCUAGGGAUAAAUAUGAAGCUUGUUUGGCGAGACGAAAAUGUUGGUUCAAACAACAAUCUACCAGACUGGACUCGAUGUCUGUAUGCUUUCAACUCUUUUGUUACUAAUCCAAAUACACUGGAAGUCUGGUUGUGUGGCAAGGCGGGAAAAGACAUUGAAACUACUCCCGACGAUGUUAUUGCACGAGUACUGACAGCUGUUCUGAGACAGUUUCUCAACGACCCAACUGUGUCGGAGCCUGACUCGAUCUAUAAGACCACUUGGUUCUCGAACAGACUAUUCAGAGGUUCAUACACAUAUAUGAGAACGGGAGCUUCAACGAAUUGUAUCCACAAAUUGAGUUCACCUCUUGUUGACAAGAACAACAAGCCUGUCGUACUAUUUGCCGGCGAGGCUACCGAUGCUGUCUAUAUGUCAAUGACACAUGGGUCUCUGAAUUCAGGCAUUCGAGAGGCUGAAAGGCUUCUUAUGAUAUAUAAGUAG